Messenger RNA from Rana temporaria (common frog), 5629 nucleotides. It is a transcript of the gene MTCL2, whose product is annotated as suppressor of glucose, autophagy associated 1. NCBI's taxonomy places the organism in Eukaryota, Metazoa, Chordata, Amphibia, Anura, Ranidae. The transcript is spliced from 15 exons. Gene Ontology annotation, biological process: insulin receptor signaling pathway; regulation of autophagy. The record is from RefSeq and is a predicted model, not a curated record. The coding region runs from base 163 to 5016 and encodes 1617 amino acids.
GCAGUGUCCUCUCCUCUCCUCCUCCUCCUCACAGCUCUGGGUCCUCCCCCCCUCCUCCUCCCAGUAAGUAGAUGAGUCCGAUGCGUACAGGAGACACAUCACCGUCCGUUAUACAGAGGCACGCGCCGGGCAGGACCACUGACAGAGCCGGGCGGGGGGGAGAUGCGGGCGGCUCGCGCUCCGGUUGUGCUGUGUGGAGACGGGGAAGCGGCGAUGGAGCCGGCGGGGCCCGGAGGGGGUGGAGGAGGAGCCCCUCCGCCGUUACCGGAGAAGAAAAAGAAGCUGAACCGGGCUCCGUCCCCGGCCCGCCCCAAGGAGCUGAGCGGCUGGUCCCUGUCCAAGGCUCGCCGAGGUUCUCCGGUCUCCCUAUCGGUCAUCCCUCCCGGGCCCCGCCGCCCGCUGCCGUCUCCCGGGACUGCCAAGAAGCCCGUGGUGGCCCCAUCCCGUCCCUCCGGGGGGAAGGGCGGCAAGGCGCGCCGGGGGCCCCGAGGAACGGACAGCAGCUCGGAGGGGUCGUGUGCCUCAGAGGAGAACAGCAGCAGCCGGGGGAGCAGCGAGGGGACGUCCAGCCGGAUGCAGCUCAGCACCUCCAUGGCCUUCUCCGACCUGACCGAGGACAUCCUGGACGGGGCCACCGAGGGGCUGAUGAGGGAGAUGGAGGAGCUGUGCUCCGAGAACGACUAUCUCAAGGAUGAGAUUGAAGAGCUGAGGUCAGAGAUGUUGGAAAUGAGAGAUGUCUACAUGGAAGAAGAUGUUUAUCAGCUGCAAGAGCUCCGGGUACAGCUGGAACAAGUGCACAAGACCUGCCGGAUCCUGCAAUACCGGCUGAAGAAAGCCGAGCGCAGAGGACUGAGAGGGGCACAGACGGGACAGGUCGACAGCGAAUUCAUCAAUGCCCUCGAGCAAGAUGUCAAGGUGGCCAAAGAUGUCUCCAUUCGCCUCCACAAUGAAUUGGAAGUAGUUGAGAAAAAAAGGGCGAAACUGGAGGAUGAGAAUGAAGAGUUGCGGCAGCGACUGAUCGAAACCGAUCUGGCCAAACAAGUAUUGCAGAAUGAGAUGGACAAAGUGAAGGAAAACUCUUUAAAAAAGAGAAGGUCAGGAAAAGUGGAGAAGAAACCAUCUCCUCAGGAGGACAAUGCCGAUCUUAAAUGCCAGUUGCACUUUGCGAAGGAGGAAUCUUCUUUAAUGUGUAAAAAGCUAACAAAGUUUGCAAAGGACAAUGAAACAAUGAAGGAAGAACUGGUGAAGUACAGGUCCAUGUACGGAGACCUGGAUAGCUCAUUGUCCAUUGACGAACUAGCCAACACGCCACAUUCUAGGGAAGCUGAGCUGAAGUCUCACCUCAAACUUGUUGAAGAGGAGGCUAACCUCUUGAGUCGAAGGAUAGUAGAACUUGAGGUUGAGAAUAGGGGUUUAAGGGCGGAAAUGGAUGAGAUGAAAGUUCACGCUGAUCGAGAACAUCUUAAUCAAGAGUCGAGAUUUUCUUUCUUGUCUGGAGAAUCGGGAGACAGUUUUGUGGAGCUCAGACGGCAUCUUCAGUUUGUGGAAGAAGAAGCUGACCUUCUCCGGAGAUCUAUGAUGGAGUUGGAGGACCAAAAUAAGCUACUGAUGAAUGAGCUGAAUAAAUACAAGUCUGACCAUGACCUGGACAUAACCUUGUCGGAGGACAGCUGUUCUGUCAUUAGCGAACCUUCUCAAGAGGAACUCACAACUGCCAAAAUGCAGAUCAGCGAACUCAGUGGCAAAGUCAAGAAACUCCAGUAUGAGAAUAGGGUGCUCCUUUCCAACCUUCAACGAUACGAUCUGGCAUCAUGUCAAACCACGAAACCCUUCAUGGAGACAGACGCUGAAGCAGGAGAUUCUGCGCAAUGCGUCCCGACUCUUUGGCGAGAAGGACCAAUUGGUGGGGAAAUGGAUAGUACGGAUUCAAAGGAAUGUGCGGAGAAGGGAACUGUUAAGACUCCAGAAACUUCCCACACAUCACCAGCCUGGUUACCAAAGAUUAAAGAGCUGGAAAGUCUCUAUGGCAUUCGGGCACAAGUGGAAUUGAUUAGCAAAGCAAUAGAAGUUUUGACAUCCUAUGCCAAUGGGUUUCCAUCAGGUGUAAAGCUCUGCACAAAUAAUGACUGUGGGGAUCUCUUGCUGACGGAAGCCAUUGAUAAUAGUGAAGUCGCGAGCAACGCCAAGCUGAUCGGUGCCAUUUUUAGUAGACUUGGGGUGUUGCAACAGGAGCUGAAUAGUUUUACCAAGAAAGUUGACGCUCUUGGAGAGUCCUACAAAGGACAGCAGGAUUCCUCAUUGUCACUAUCGGAUACUACCUAUCAAGGUACAUCGAACGACUGUUCCAAGAAAGAGCACAUCUCCAGUUUACAGCAGCCCGAGUGUAGGAACUGUCGUGAGAAGGAGACAUCCGGCUGGGAGAAGAUGGAUGGGGACCACAAUAUUGAUCACAUGAGAAGCUAUAAGACCUAUCAGCCUGAAGACAACGAGUCCUAUGCAGCAGAGAUUAAAGACCUGCAGCUGGUGCUGUCCGAAGCCAAUGAGACCAUACAGGGGCUGCAGGAGCAGCUGUCACAGGAGAGACAGUUGAGGAAGGAAGAUGAAGAGGCCUUCCACCAGAAAGUUGCUCAGCUGAAGGAGGAUCAGCAGAAACUAUUCCUAAGACGAGACUUUGAGCUCCAGAGCCUGGGCCUAGAGAGGAGACUGGAGCAGAAGUUCUGGAGCCAGGAGAAGAACGUCCUAGUGCAAGAGGUGCAGCAGUUCAAGCAGAGCUUCUGCCUGACCUUCAUGAAGCUCAGGUGGUUUCUUCAGCGUUGGCGGAAGGGAAAGGUCCUACCAAGCGAAGGAGAAGACUUUCUGGAGGUAAACAGUGUGAAGGAGCUUUACAUGCUAAUAGAGGAGGAGGAAUUAAACCUUCCAUGUACGGAGUACAAAGCCUGCGACGGAGAAAGUUGGUCGCAGAACAUGACUAUCGAGUCCAUGAAAAACCUUACUGACGUUAAGAGAAUUCUCAAAGACCUUUGUAAUGAGUUACAGGAAGAAAGAAGAGGAAUGAACGAGCUACAGCAGCAGUUUGCAAGAGCAAAGGCAGCCUGGGAGAUGGAAAGGACUGAGCUGAAGCUGGAGUCUAGUAAACAUGGCGCAGACAGAAACUCUCCGGAUAUUAAAGCUGCUUUGAAACGGGAGCGAGAAGAGCACCAACAUCUUCUGGCGGAGUCGUACAGCGCGGUCAUGGACCUCACCAAGCGCCUGCAGGUCAACGAGAAGAACUGGGGGCAGGAAAAGGAGGAGCUGCUGGCUCGCUUCCAGGAGGAGCGCAAGAAAAUAGAGGAGCAAGUAAAAGACCUGCAGCAGGAAGGAGGAGAGUCGUGGGUCAGAGACUCAGAGCGCAAGAGCAGCUGCUGGAAGGAGGCGCUCAAUGACAAGAUGCAGGAUAAAGAUAUUGACUGUGACAUGGAUGCUAAUGGGACAAUUUUAAAAAGAACAAAGUCUGUUUCAUCCAUCUCAGAGUUUGAGAGUUUGCUGGACAGUUCUCCUUAUCUGCCUGGAAAUUCGCCCUCUAAUGAGAAGAGCAACGGAAUGAAUGGAGUUGUGGACUCCCAACACCUGGCCAAUGGUUCCAUAGAUCCAGACAUUGGCCAGAAAGGCUGCCCUUACAUGCACGACAAGUCCUUGUCUGAGCACUUGGCCAACGACAAGCUGGAACUCUCUUCUUGGGAUUACACCUCGCAUAAGACUAGGAAGAGUGGAGAGCCAGGUCAAAAGCAAAUACAGAGAAGCUACACUGCCCCAGACAGAACAGGAAUUAGGAUUUAUUAUAGUCCGCCCAUAGCGCGCAAACUAGAUGUUCCUUUGGUUCGCAAAAAAGAAGAAAGAAUUAUGGUAGAACCAGGAUUCCUUUUUACCAUGGCAAAGCCUAAAGAAACAGAAGAUUCAGAAUGCAUUUCUGGAAGUUCUUACAACCAGUGGUUGUGCAACUUCUCCAAAAAGCAGAGGGAUCUACUGGACAAAGACGGCACCAAGGACCCUUCUUCUGUUUCUGCCUUCCCAUCUCCAUUGGGCGAUUUAGAGAUCUCAGGGAACAUGAGUGAUGAUAUGAAAGAGAUCACUAACUGCGUUAGGCAAGCCAUCCGCUCUAGCUCCCUGGAAAGAAAGACCAAAUGCACGUCCAGCCAGACUCUUUCCAGCAUAGGUGUCCAAACGGUCCGAAUGGUUAACGUUGGUCUUCAAACUGAUCUCCCCAGGACAAGCCUGCAUGCAAAAAGUUGGUCACCAAGAAGCUCUUCUCUACUGUCGGCAAAGACCAAGCAUAUAUCAACAUCAUUGGAUAAGGUCCACUCUCGGAUUGAGCGGCCUUGUUGCUCUCCCAAGUAUGGCUCUCCCAAGCUCCAAAGGAGGUCAUUGUCAAAACUAGACAAUUCUAAAGAUCGAAGCCUGUGGAACCUUCAUCAAAACAAACCAAAUGGCUCUGCCUGGGCCAGGUCUACGACCACUCGAGACAGCCCCGUCCUAACCAACCACUAUGAUGGUUCAUCUAGCCUGUUCAAUGUAGUGGAUCAUGCUGGAAGCACUGAGUCCCUGUGUAAACCGAGUUUGACCGAGGGCAGAAAUAAACUAGAGGCCUCAAAGUACGGGAUCGUUCAGGAAUUCUUCAGGAAUGUAUGUGGCCGUUCAGCUCCGGCUUCUAGUACAGGCGCCGAAAAGAAAGAGGUGGAGGACGGUACCAAAAGGCCUGACAACCAUGAGCAUUGUUCAUCUGCCAUGUGCCAUCCAUCUCACAACGUUUCUAAACUGCUGAGCAAAAGAACCAGCCUAGGGAAUAAAGAUGGCGGCUCCAAGGACUCUGAUAUCACUUCAACCUCAGCAACCGAAGAUUUUGCCUGUAAUUGUAGCUCGCACCCCGCAACAUCCUGCUUCUCCAGACCGUCCCGCCCCCACUCACGCCAAUCCCACAGCAAGUGCCAGCUCCACCUAGAGUUGGGGCCCGAGGAUAAACCUGCAAGCGGAUCAUUCUAAAGGGUCAACCUUCUGCUCCUGUAUUCCAAGUCAUAUCUCCAAACCCAACCUCCACCGAAGGACGGUUCAUUGCAGAAUAACUUGUGUAUACCCUCAUUUCUGUACAUAGUGUAUCAAAUUUAUAUUAUUUCAUUGAAAACAUACUUCACUGCCCUACUGCUCCUAAAAUAGCACUUAAAAGUAAUUUGUGUACCUUACGGUAGGUACUAAACACACCGAAUACUGUAUGUAAACAGUAUCAGUAUGUCAGUAGGAGCCAAUUGCACAAACAACGUCACUGUCGUAAAUUGUUUGGGCUUAUAACUGGACGCGGUUGUGUCCCAUUUUCUGAACCAAGCUCUUAAUCAUUCCUCUUAUUGCACAAGAUGGCUACAUAGCCCUUAUAUCUCAUGGUAAAUGGAUUAGUCUGACCGAGACUUGUAUUUCAGUUAUGGGUGGAUACUGGUGGACUAGAUCACUCCAGAUCGGAGAUCUGCUCGCUGUCCUUGCUAUGGAGUCUUGUUCUUCCUGCUACGGGAGAGUUGGACCUUUUGCCAUAGACGCCGGUGUUGGGACCAUGGAGACUUGCAUGGGUGCUCAACCUGUGGCUCUCCAGCUGUUGCAAAACUACAAU